AUGCCUGAAUAUCAAUUUGCAGGGGCUGAAAAAGUUGUAGAAGAGCUCCUGGUUGAACUUGGCACCCCUUGUGACAACAGCAAGGUUCCAUACAACCCUGAUGAUCUUAAAGAGGGAAAAACAAGAUACUUCAGGCACCCCGCCCUCAUAUGUCUCAUCCUCAAUAUACAAUACAAGUCAAAGAAUGGUCUUGGCUGCCUGUUUGCCAGCAAUAUUGGUCCUCUUGCAGCCCACAUCACUUUGGCUCUAGCAGGUACAGCUUUAUAUGCCUCCCUCAAGGAACUCAGCACAGAGGUCUUUGAAGCGGCCAAUUUCUCUAUCAACUUAUACCGCAAAUUUUACAAGAAGCUAAUGUCCCUCAUUAACAAUGUCAUCAUGCAUGAUAAUGAGCUUAGAGAAGAUUUCGAAGAUCUUCUGGCUUUUAUUGUCUCUUGUGGCAUGUCUAUGUGA
This is a messenger RNA of Serpula lacrymans var. lacrymans S7.9, 450 nucleotides long. RefSeq lists its product as uncharacterized. Lineage: Eukaryota; Fungi; Basidiomycota; Agaricomycetes; Boletales; Serpulaceae. The transcript is spliced from 2 exons. The coding region runs from base 1 to 450 and encodes 149 amino acids. The record is from RefSeq and is a predicted model, not a curated record.